AUGGUGGCUGAUCCAGCAGAGGUUAGAUUGGUGAAUGGAUCCAGCCGCUGCUCUGGGAGAAUUGAGGUGCUGUAUGAUGGGAAAUGGGGGACUGUGUGUGAUGAUGACUGGGACCUGCAGGAUGCCCGAGUCGUGUGCAGACAACUUGGCUGUCAAGAUGCUAUCUCAGCCCCAACAGAAGCACACUUUGGAAGAGGACAUGGUCCCAUCUGGCUGGAUGGUCGCAAUUGUGGAGGGUGGGAAGAUGAUCUCAGAAAAUGUCCUCGAAAAUCUUGGGGAAUGUAUGGAUGCAGCCACAAUGAUGAUGCUGGUGUUGUGUGCUCAGCUCUGCCUAACAGUGACAGCUCACGUCAUGGUGCAGGGAGGGUGGAGGUCUGCUGCAAGUGGGGCACCGUCUGUGAUGCUGGAUGGCAUCUCCGGGAUGCCCAGGCUGUUUGCAAGGAGCUGGAUUGCAGAAAUGCCUCCCAGGUUUUCCAGGGAGCAAAGUACAGGGAAGGGACUGGCCCCAUCCGGCUGCAGAGCGUUUCUUGCACAGGGUAUGAGACUGGAACCAUUUGUGAUGCUGGCUGGGACUUGCAGGAUGCCCAUGUUGCAUGCAGGGAGCUCAGUUGUGGAAAUGCCUCCAAAGCAUUAGGGGGAGCCCAUUUUGGCCAAGGCUCUGGUCCCAUCUGGAUGGAGGGCGUGAAUUGCACAGGAGAGGAAGCAUUCCUGAGAGACUGUCCACAGGGGCCCUGGGGACAGCACAGCUGUGACCACAGCCAGGAUGCGAGCGUGGAGUGCUCAGCCGUCCGCCUAGCAAGCAGCUCAAGUCGCUGUGCCGGGAGGGUGGAGGUCUUCCACAACAAUGAGUGGGGCACCAUCUGCAACACUGGCUGGGAUCUCCAGGAUGCCCAAGUUGUGUGCCAGGAGCUGGGCUGCGGAAACGUCUCCCGGAUUGUCGGGGCAGCAAAGUAUGGGGAAGGCUCUGGCCCCAUCUGGCUGCACAGCGUUAACUGCACGGGGGGUGAGGCCGCUCUGAGCGAAUGCGCCAAGGGGCCCCAGGCACAGCAGAGCUGCAGCCACAGCCAAGACGCAAGCGUGGACUGCACCGGUGAGUCGGCAGGUCGAAGGCGGAUUGGCUCACCCUGA
This is a messenger RNA of Varanus komodoensis (Komodo dragon), 1128 nucleotides long. RefSeq names its product soluble scavenger receptor cysteine-rich domain-containing protein SSC5D-like. The transcript is spliced from 5 exons. The record is from RefSeq and is a predicted model, not a curated record. Gene Ontology annotation, cellular component: membrane. Bases 1 to 1128 code for a protein of 375 amino acids. Lineage: Eukaryota; Metazoa; Chordata; Lepidosauria; Squamata; Varanidae.